AUGCCCUUAAAGGGACGGCACGUAGCCGCGUGCCGCGCUACGCCGGUGUUCUUGUCGGCGGAUGCCAAGAUAGUGAAGGCGGUUGCGCCGAUCGAGCAGGCCGCGCGCAACGGGGCGCGGCUCGUCGUCUUUCCGGCGGCCGGCGGCGUCCGCGUUGGCGCCCUCGUCGCUAGCGAUAACGCCAACGCCUUCUGCCCCUACUCCCUCGCCGCCCAGGGCGAGCAGAUCCAUAUCUCGACCCGGCUUGCCAUCUGGCCCACACGCCCGCCACCGACCCCCGCACCGAACGAGGAAUCCGGCGGCGAGACGGCACCCUCCCCUUCAUCGCGCGGCCUCGCGUUCGAGGACGCGGCGGUAACCCGCGCAUGUGCGGCAGUAUACUGCUUCGAGACGAUGCGCUUCGGGGCCCUGUGCGCGGGAAACCUGGGAGAGGACGCGAUCGCGGCCUCGCCGGCGCUCGCAGCCCGCGCGCUGCGAGAGGCGCCGCGCGGCGCAACCUUGUUCCUCGACCCGACAGGGGCGCUGGUGCCCGGGUUCACGGUCGACGGCGCGACGGGCGCGCAUCAGCGCCGCGACAUGCUGCAGGCCGAGGGGGGGAUCCUCUACGCCGACUUGGACUUCGCCGCUUGCGUCGAGGCCAGGCAAUACGAUGAUAACUCAGGCGCGUACCAGAGUACCAAUAUUCCCGAACUCACCGUGGAUUGCACUCGUAAGGACACCAUCCUGUUCUUGAGCGUCGCCGCGUGAAGCAGCUCGGGAGCUAGCGGCACGCGGUAGAGGGUUUGGGUCGAUGCGAGUUUGUGACUAGCCUAGAGAAAAGUUUCGCUGGCGAGAAUAUCCCCCCGCUCAAGUAUGAUACGGACACAUGGACUCUAUGCAUAAUUCGGACGAUGGACAGAUUACUCCCGUCUAUGUGCCCCUCCUAAUUUCGAAACCAGAAAUAUUCUCCCCGACUCCCAUGCCAUUAGAGUCCCAGUUAUUUCGGGUGGUUCACGGAUUCAGGUCAGUAGAACCGCCAAACAUCUUGGUGCAACCUGUUCGUUAUUUUACGCCGUAGCCGCCUUCUUACUCAUGGUAGAAGCGAUGAGCAGAAUCCUGCGUAAUCCGCG
This is a messenger RNA of Durotheca rogersii, 1109 nucleotides long. RefSeq lists its product as uncharacterized. The transcript has 3 exons. The coding region runs from base 1 to 747 and encodes 248 amino acids. Lineage: Eukaryota; Fungi; Ascomycota; Sordariomycetes; Xylariales; Xylariaceae. The record is from RefSeq and is a predicted model, not a curated record. Gene Ontology annotation, molecular function: catalytic activity.